This is a messenger RNA of Helianthus annuus (common sunflower), 615 nucleotides long. RefSeq lists its product as uncharacterized. The transcript is spliced from 3 exons. The coding region runs from base 1 to 615 and encodes 204 amino acids. Lineage: Eukaryota; Viridiplantae; Streptophyta; Magnoliopsida; Asterales; Asteraceae. The record is from RefSeq and is a predicted model, not a curated record.
AUGAGGUUAACAGUUGGAAAUUCAGCAUCGGACGCUGAAGAAAUAAAACAAUUUGCAAAAUGGCUUUUGGAUAUAGGUGAGGGAAAUGUUGGUGGUCCAAAUGAUGGAGAAGCAUCAAUUGAAAUACCAAGCGAUUUUCUGAUCACUGAUACAUCGGACCCCAUUUCAACUUUAAUUGAUUUUGUGUAUCCUUCAAUUCUUGAAAACUUCAACAAUCAAAAUUAUUUCAGUGAGAGGGCUAUACUUGCACCUAAGAACGAGGUUGUGCAUGAAAUUAAUGAUCGGUUGUUGUCACUAUUGCCAGGCGAAGAACGAGAAUAUCUUAGUUCAGACAGUCUUUGUCAGUCUGAAAAUCCAAACGCUACACAACAAAAACUAUACUCUCCUGAUGUGCUUAACAGUCUUAAAGUAUCCGGCUUACCUAAUCAUAGGCUAGCACUAAAAGUAGGCGUGCCGCUGAUGCUCUUACGUAAGAUUGACCAACAAAAUGGUCUUUGCAAUGGUUAUCAAAUGGAAAAUUCAGGCAGUGAAACUCUGAAUAUGAAUAAAAAGGAUGCACCGGUUAUUGAUGUUGAGGAAGAAAAUCCUAAACUUUUGUCAGAUAUCAAAUCAUAA